GCGCAUGCGCACUACGGACCGAAGCGAGAAACGGACACGGGGAUCGAGCUUCCGCACCGUCCAAACAGCUGGAACAGAACCGGGGGAAAAAACGUUACCACUGCAGGGUCUGACGACCUCGAGCCCACCGGGCCCUUGUAGACCUUCACCGGGAGGACGGCGGUGCGCCGGCGGGAGCUGCGUGUCUGUCCGCCUGCAGACGGUUUGGAUGUGACACGACUGAGAGGACGACAUGAUGUCCCCCUGGUGGACCCGUUCGUCCGCCUUGUUGGUCCUGAUCCUGGUUCUGACCCGCUCAGUGGCAGCUGCCCGCUCUGACAGAAACAUAGUGUCAGAGGAGUAUGUGGGCGCCACGGUAAACGCCACGGUGAUGGACGGGCGGGGAAACGUUCUCCACAUGAUGAGCAGCGAUGAGGGGACGUAUGGACAGAACUCGCCUAAGGUGGACACCAGGGGAGUGGUCAUCACACCUGCCCAGCACCACGGAGUGGCGGACCGGCAGGGCUGUGACCCCGGCACCCGUUUCCUGGUCCCUCCUCGGAACGCCCACUGGGUGGCGCUGCUGCAGAGAGGAAACUGCACCUUUAGGGAGAAGAUUCUGAAGGCAGCCGCCUACAACGCCACAGCAGUCCUCAUUUACAACAACUCCACCGACAAGACGGUCAAGAUGGGACACGAAGGUACUGGUGACACAGUGGCCGUGAUGAUCACAGAGGCGUAUGGUAAAGAAAUCCUGGCACACCUGGAGAGGAACCUGACGGUCGUGGUCUCUGUGGUGGUGGGUCAACGUGGUCCCACCAAAAACAUCAACCGAGGAUCUCUGGUGUUCGUCUCCAUCUCCUUCAUCGUCCUGAUGAUAAUUUCCUCAGCCUGGCUCAUUUUCUAUUUCAUCCAGAAGAUCCGCUACACCAGUGCCCGUGACCGCAGCCAGCGUCGUCUUGGUGAUGCAGCGAAGAAAGCCAUUGGGAAAUUGACAACUAGGACGGUCAAGAAAGGAGACAAGGAAACCGAUCCGGACUUCAACCACUGUGCGGUGUGCAUUGAAGCGUACCAGCUAAACGAUGUGGUUCGCAUUCUGCCCUGCAAACAUGUCUUCCAUAAGGUGUGUGUGGACCCCUGGCUGAACGAACACUGCACCUGUCCCAUGUGCAAACUCAACAUCCUUAAAGCUCUUGGCAUCAUGACCACCCUCCCAUGCGUGGACAGCGUGGUGUUGGAUGUGGAGCGCCUGGGUGUCGGUCAGGCGUCUGGAGGCCAAAGGGUGUCGCUGGGCGAAAGCAACCAGCCGUCCAUUAGCCUAGAGCCGCUCAGCCUCCCCCACUCUGAGGCCACUCCCAGAACACCUGCAGACAUCACCAUCGCUGUGACCAGUGGUGGUCACUUUUUCAACAGGAACUCAAUGUCCCCUCGCAGUUUGGUCUGCGAGAUGGAGUUACCAGACAUCCAGGCCUCGCUAGACCUCUGUGAUGAUAACAAGUCCUGAGGCCCAUCCUAAUUGUUACCACCUCCCUCCACUACCCCUCCACCUGCUGAUGGACGGACAGCCUUUCAUGGGCACAGGUUGUGGGUUUCGCGUGAGGGACGGCGGGGGUAUUGUGUGGAGGGAGAGAGGACGCGUUCCGAUAUAGACUACCUGGACGCACUUUAUACCAUCAAUAAUCACAUUUUCUUUCCAAGUCACCAUGGACUCUAGACUUUCAAGGACACUUCAUCAAAGUGCUUUUCUGUUUAACCUUGAAAGGUUUCUGAGCAAACCUGAAAGUUUGAUGGUCCCUAGAAAACUCACAUGAAUCUGAAAGAAGGUAUUGCGUUCUUAAAAAUGAUCUUCUCUAUCUCUGGAAAAGUCCCUAAAAGGUUUGUCUAAGAACUUUUUUACUUCUUGAAAUGGUCCAGAGGCCCCAAAAAGGUUUCUUAAAGUUCCCAUGCUCCCGGAAACAAAUCGUUCUUAGUUUUAUUUGGUUCCUGGAAAGGUUUGUAUGCACAGUCCUCAGUUCUCAGUCCUUUCCUGUACAAGUUCCCUAUGCACCUAAAAAUGAAGAUCCCAAAAAAUUCAUUGGAUUUAAAUACUAUUCUUGGAAAGGUUAUUUCAGAUUCUAAGGAGCUUGUUUGGUUCCCUUGAGUGCUCAAAAGGUUCAUGAGGUCUUAAACAUGUAUUUUAGAACAAGGUUCUGUAGGUUCCUGGAAAUGUUCCUCAGAUCUUAAAUAAGUUUAAAAUGUUUCUUAUUUUCUUAAGUUAAAAAAAGAUACUGGCUGA
Molecule: messenger RNA, 2254 nt
Organism: Gasterosteus aculeatus aculeatus (three-spined stickleback)
Lineage: Eukaryota; Metazoa; Chordata; Actinopteri; Perciformes; Gasterosteidae
Gene: rnf130
Product: ring finger protein 130
Source: RefSeq, a predicted model, not a curated record